Coregonus clupeaformis (lake whitefish) is the source of this 2022-nucleotide messenger RNA. RefSeq names its product Kv channel-interacting protein 2-like. Gene Ontology annotation, biological process: regulation of potassium ion transmembrane transport. Lineage: Eukaryota; Metazoa; Chordata; Actinopteri; Salmoniformes; Salmonidae. Gene Ontology annotation, cellular component: voltage-gated potassium channel complex. Gene Ontology annotation, molecular function: calcium ion binding; potassium channel regulator activity. The record is from RefSeq and is a predicted model, not a curated record. The transcript is spliced from 9 exons. The coding region runs from base 379 to 1143 and encodes 254 amino acids.
CGUGACCACGCGCUCGAGCCACUCAAUCGCUCAGCUCAAGAAUACACCAACGCUCCGAACUGAUAGGAGAGAGAAUCGCUUUUGUGCGCUUGCUUGAAUCAGUCUGGUUCCCAAUAGCUCGACAAUCCUAGUGUGAGUGUGUGUAAAUGUGUGUGUUCGCAGUCAACAGGCGCGUGGAGAGAGCGAUGAGCCAGCUUGGGUAGCGGAGAGCGCAAAUCACCAGAGCAGUCGAGACUAAAACGGAAAUAACGAAUUAACUACCAACGGGAUUGUCAUUUCAUAACAUCGUUAAAUGACACAUCCUUAAAGGACACAAAACGAAAAACACAACAGAGAUUGAUUUAUCAUCCAUAGUUUUCCGUUCCAGCGCGGGGAAAGAUGAAGACUAAAAACCUGGAGCAAAGCUUGUCUGAUUCCAGAGAAUUGGAUGGAUCGUAUGACCAGCUGACUGGUGGUAACACUCCCACCAUCAAAAGUAAAAAGACUAUAAAGCAGAGAUUCCUCAAGCUGCUCCCCUGCUGCACGCCUUCUGUUGCCGCCUCAGUCAGUCAAUGCAAUGUAGAAGAUGACUUUGAGUUGUCCACCGUGUGCCAUCGACCAGAGGGUCUGGACAAACUACAGGAGCAGACCAAGUUCACCAAGAAGGAACUGCAAGUUCUCUACAGGGGCUUCAAGAAUGAGUGUCCGAGUGGAGUGGUGAAUGAGGAAACCUUUAAAACCAUCUACUCCCAAUUCUUCCCCCAGGGAGAUUCGGGUGCGUAUGCACAUUUCCUGUUUGAGGCCUUUGACACUAACAAGAAUGGAUCAGUUAGUUUCGAGGACUUUGUGUUUGGUCUGUCUAUCAUUCUGAGAGGAACGAUAAAUGACCGGCUAAACUGGGCCUUCAACAUGUACGACCUAAACAAAGACGGCUGCAUCACCAAAGAGGAGAUGAUGGAUAUAAUGAAGUCUAUCUAUGAUAUGAUGGGGAAGUACACAUAUCCCUGUAUGCAGGACGAGGCGCCCAGAGAACAUGUGGAGAGCUUCUUCCAGAAAAUGGAUCGUAAUAAUGACGGGGUGGUCACUAUUGAUGAGUUCAUCGAGUCAUGCCAAAAGGAUGAGAACAUCAUGCAGUCCAUGCAGCUGUUUGACAACGUCAUCUAGGAGCCUCUGAUAUAGAAAAGGGGCUGGAGGACAGGGGAGGUGUGUGUGAGAGUGUGCACGUGUAUUUGUGUGUGUGUGCGCAUGUUUGUGCGUGUGCGUGCAUUUGUGUGUUGUGGGGGGGCUCUGAGAGGGCCCUGGACAUUGACCCUCAGCCCCCCCUAAAUCCUGACCCCUCCUUCUAGCUCCUUUCUCUCCGCACCCACUCCAAGCCAAUAGGAGGCGCCUCCUCUUAUCCAACCCUUCAUCACUUCCAGAGACACAGAGAAGAGAGGGGCUGGCUCAUAGACUCUGAUCCACACCCACAACCACACCAAGGAUCUGUUCAGGAAUGUGCAACGUUACAGAACGUUCAGAUAGAAAUGUGUUUUGUAGAACAGAUUGAUUGCCUGUCGUGUGUAAUAGGGAGUCAAUCGUGUCAGCUCUAUUCGUCUAUCUGCAACGUUCGUGAUGAUUUGCCUCAUUGAAUACACCCGUUUCAUUAACCAUUUUAUUAUUUAACACUCCUGUUUCCGAGAAAGCUGCUGUAGCCUGCUGGCUGGACUCAACAUAGGAUUAAGUCCCCCUACUCACUGAUCUAAGGUCAGUUUUGCAUAUCCCCACCUAAUGGUUAAGGUUAGGGUCAGGAGUGGUUCAGCUGAUCCUAGAUCUGUGGAAGGUUACUUCUACCAGAGCAGCUGGACUCCUGACACCUCUGUCAUUAAAACAGAGGUAACUAGCGCCACUUAGUGGACAAAAGGACACAACGGAACAGAAGGGACUGUGGAUCUGAAGGAUGAGACUCUUCACAAACAGAAAAGACAUAAUAAUUUAGUCAUUUAGCAGACGCUCUUAUCCAGAGCGACUUACAGUUAGUGAGUGCAUACAUUUUCAUACUGCCCC